AUGUCCGAGAUCCUGCCCUACAGCGAGGACAAGAUGGGCCGCUUCGGCGCCGACCCCGAGGGCUCUGACCUCUCCUUCAGCUGCCGCCUGCAGGACACCAACUCCUUCUUCGCGGGCAACCAAGCCAAGCGACCCCCCAAGCUGGGCCAGAUCGGCCGAGCCAAGAGAGUGGUGAUCGAGGAUGACCGGAUAGACGACGUGCUGAAGGGGAUGGGGGAGAAGCCGCCGUCCGGAGUGUAGACGCGCCGGCUCAGGCGGCGGGCUCCGGGCCCAGCCCCGCGGCGGCCAGGAGCGCGGGCCGGCGAUGCGGCUGCCGUCGCCCCCCGCCCCGGCCCAGGCGCCCGCGGGCGGGGACUGCAGGGCCGCGCCGCCUUCGGGUUGCAGUCGCUGCCGCCGCCGCCGCCAGGCACUCCGGAGCUGUCCGCUUCAGCACCACGGCGGCGGCGGUAGCGGCGGCGCGGACCGGCCCGGAGCCCGCCGCCGCGCUCUUGCACUUUAGAACCUCGGGCCGCAGCCCCACCCCGCACACCGGAACGGACAGAGACCCGCGGCCCUCAAACCCCCGGCCCGUCCCCUCCCGCACGGCUCCCCUGCCCCGCCCCUCUCCGGCAGGUCUGGUCUGCAAACCGACUGCCUGCCGGUGUCGGACCUCGCGCGCGGCCAGGGAUGUUUGGCUGCGUAUUUGCAUGAGCUUCCCACCCCUCUGAGCCCAGCCGCUCCUCACCCCAACCCCUGUCUGGCGUGACCCCAGCCUCAGCCUCUUUCUAAGGGACUUCCUCAGCACAUUUGUAUUUUUAUAUCCGACUCUUUGUUUACUAAUUCCCCUCAUGGUUCAUGCCCUGCCCACCACGGUCUCGGCCACGCUCUUCUGCGCCUGGCAGAAAGGAUGGGUGUUGAGGCUGGGAUGGGACAAGCCCCCAACAUGGUAACCAACCACAUGACCAGUCUGCCCAUGCCUGAUUCCAGGCGGCUCUCUGGCAGACCUCCUCCCCUCAAGGUAUCACUUUCCAAGGGCCCAGGUCUGAUUUUACCUUGGACCUUUGUGUCCUGCCCCUGGGAUUCCAAACCGGGGCUGCACUGCGUCUUUGGAUGACACCUGUGGCCCUGGAGAUGUUCUCAACCCCUGGGGGUGUCCUUUGUAAAUGUCCUCCAUCCUCACUGUACCAGGAGUGUGUGAAUAAACACAGACCUCCCUGUG
Cervus elaphus (red deer) is the source of this 1198-nucleotide messenger RNA. RefSeq names its product calcium/calmodulin dependent protein kinase II inhibitor 2 (gene CAMK2N2). Gene Ontology annotation, biological process: negative regulation of protein kinase activity. Gene Ontology annotation, molecular function: calcium-dependent protein kinase inhibitor activity; protein kinase binding. Bases 1 to 240 code for a protein of 79 amino acids. The record is from RefSeq and is a predicted model, not a curated record. The transcript is spliced from 2 exons. NCBI's taxonomy places the organism in Eukaryota, Metazoa, Chordata, Mammalia, Artiodactyla, Cervidae.